This is a messenger RNA of Penicillium mononematosum, 309 nucleotides long. RefSeq lists its product as uncharacterized. The record is from RefSeq and is a predicted model, not a curated record. Lineage: Eukaryota; Fungi; Ascomycota; Eurotiomycetes; Eurotiales; Aspergillaceae. Bases 1 to 309 code for a protein of 102 amino acids. The transcript has a single exon.
AUGGUUUCCCUCAUUCCGUCAAGUUACCAAUUGAAGAUGAUCGGUGGGCUGCGCCCACGGGAGCUGAACCUACUUUGUGUGGUCAAGCUCCUCCUCAUAGUUGCAAUUAGGACAGGGCAACUAGGGGAGAUGACCAUGCAGGCCCUACUGGACACAGCUGGGGGUCUGCGCCUCUUUCUCCACAACGAUGGUUUUCUCUCAUCAGAGGAAGUAUACCACCCAUUUGUGAAUGGAGGAGAUCUUAUCGGCGAGGCCGACCUGAGCUUGACAUCGCUCUCUCGUCAAGCGAACACCCGCUGCCUCAACUAG